AUGGCAUCCCGUUCCAACCCACUAGUCUCAUGUAAGAUCAAUGUCUUUACUGAUUCUAAAUGCACUAUUCUGCUCGAAACCUUGAUGGGUUAUUGUGACCCCGAUGGUCUGAGAAACUUGUUCCAGGUGAACAAGAGGAUAAGUCAUAUAAUCCUUUCAUCGGCGGUCCUACGACGUAUCCUACAACAUGCUCCCAAUACUUCCCCCGUCCCUCUUGAUACUCCACCUCGGUCAACGGAAAAUAGUCCAUCGUCAUCGGAUUUCGGAUUUGAAUUACUUCCACUGUUUCCUCUUCCCUUCAGUCCUCUCUCGCUUCCUCCGUCAUUACCUCCUUCUCUACCUCCUUCUUUACCUCCCGCUCAACCGAUUCCUCUUCCUCCUGUCCCUCCUACCAGUACCUCUAUCGAUGCAGCUAAGGUUCAAUCCGCCUCAAUCGAUGCAGUUACCUUUCAACCCGCGUCCAUCGAUGCAGUGGAAGUGCAAACCCCGUCCAUCGAUGCAGCUGAAACCCAACCAACCUCUGUCGAUGCAGCUGAACCUCAAUCUGCUCCCACCGAUGUAGCUGACAGUAAAGCGAGUCAGUCUGUCCUCAUCUCACACGAGUGCCAAACUCGCGGAGAUUAUGCGACAUCACACCUAGUGGCAGACACGAGUGAACAAGCUGGUCCAUCUGGCACAACCUCACCGAUAGAAGAUUCACGACUCUUUCAUAGAAGAUGGCCAUGGGAACGUGAGAAAGCGUUGAUAAAUCUCGAACCUGCUGAAAUUCGAUGUUUCAAUUUACCAUUCUCAUAUGUGGUCGACGUACAAGAUGGUAUCAUGUUGCUCAUUUUUUCCAACACCGGGUGGCCUGUGGAUGCCUUGCCUUGGCGAUGGGAGAUGCAACAAUGGGCAGUGUUUCAAUUACCAUAUUCUGGUCCUGAACGUUCGUUUUACAACAUCAAAGACCGAAUACAAGGUUUACUAGGAUGGACGGUUCUUCAUCAGGGUGAAAUUUGGGGAAUCGCAUUUUGUCCUUCCGAUGAUGUCGUGGCUGUGGCUGGACCACUACGAGAAGGUGUAGCAAAAGGCAAAGCGGAUUGUCCACUCCGAUUUCGUCGUAUAUACUUUUACAAACUCACUCCUAAUCCAUUAUACGAAUCUAGAUUGUUGGGUGAGGAUGGUGCAUAUCAUCCCGAACGAUACGCAAGACAAUUCAUAGAAAUCGUCACGCCAGACGAUAUGUCUCUUAAUCCCGAUGUGGAGUUACAACUGAUUCCCGGAGGGAGGCUACUUGUGACAAAUUGUGCUGGGGUACCUGGCUCUUUGAGUUUAGUGGCAGUAUGGGAUUGGAAAUCUGGAACAUGUAUAGGGCGUAUCUCACCUUUAGCUCAUGAUGUUCCUUCAUUUCCUUCGAUUUAUACAGCUCGAUUCAUCACUCGAGAUUGGGUAGUGGUAUUAGCUACACGGGACAUCGACGGAUCUCGUUCAAAUACAAGAACCAACCCAUUGACAGACCAAGGAUAUUGUUUGGUUUUAUCGACAUACGCUUUAAAUCCACCUCCGAAACCUCGUCGGUCAAAAUCAAUGGUUUGGAGACAUGUUGGUAAACUUAAAGAAUAUAAAUCACACAUUUGGAAUGGAUUACCAGAAUGGAGUUGGUUCAUAAACGAUAUGCCAUAUGCUAUUCCACUAGCUUCGGCAGCUCUUCCAGCUAUGUCAGAUGAUAAAGUUUUAGAUUUAAUGAUACCACUUCGACCUACUGUGGCUUAUCUUCCUUUAUCGGCAAGAAUCAAACUUCCGUUUCAAGAUGAUUUAGAUGGAGGUUGUGAUAGUAAUUGUAUCGAUGUUUUUUCUUUCGAAUGUAGAGGGAUUUUACAAAGUUCAGAUCAAAUGGAAAUCAUCAUGUUGGUUGGGACGAUUUCACUCAAGUUUAUCAAAGUUAUGACUCGUUGUGCUUUGGCGAAACGAAAUUUACAAAAUCGACAAAAUCAAGUUCAACUCCAAUCUCAACCGAGUGAAACUUCAUCUCAUGAUCCUGGUCAAUUCCCCGAGCCUCAAAAUCGAUCUAUCUCAAUUCCUUCACUUCAUCCCUAUAUGACGACGACGACAACGAAGACGAGACUUUCAACCUCCACCCCACAGCUCGUUCUGUCCACUCAAACUACUUUAUCCACUCAACAACCUACUUUGACCACUCAUCAGCCUACUUUAUCCACUCUUCAACCCCCUGACUCCAUUCGACAAUUCAAUUCAUCUAAACAACCCAUUAUCUUAUCUAAAAAACGUCCAAAUCGUUCCAAUUCAACUCUUUCAAACAUAUCUCAAAUACUCGGAGAACAACUACCAGAAAAAGAAAUGAUUUCAUACACUUGGUCACAAUGGCAACAACACGUUUACAUUUGUCCACAUUCAAGUGCAUUCUGUUCCGCAUCUUCAAAUUCGAAAUCCAUUUAUUGUUCAACAGCUAAUAAUCAUACACAAGGUGAUAAAUUUAAUUUAGAAUUAUCAGAUUUCAAACCUUUAGAAUUAAGACCAAACACUGUUCAUUAUGCCGGAAUGGAAUGUAUAAGUCAAAUAGAUUAUCCUAUAGGAUCAAAAGGUAAAGAAUUAGAAAAUGAUAAUAAUAAUGAAAAAACCAGAAGGUAUUCUGUAGAUUCAGCAGACCCAUUCGUAAAGACUUUGAUGGUAGAUAAGAUGAUUUGGAAUUCUACUAAAUUUUUGAAAAAUAUAAACGAGUUGGAUGUUUUUAAAGCGAGGAUUAUCAAAUCUGGUUUAGCUAGAAGUUCUACUAAAGUCUUGAUGACUUGUGGUAAACAUUAUACUUGUGCUCAAUUGUUUUUUGAUGGAGAGAGGAUCGUCUUGACUUCGGUUAGUUCUUUCUUUAAACUUGAUUUUCGUGGUAAUUGA
Molecule: messenger RNA, 2889 nt
Organism: Tremella mesenterica DSM 1558
Lineage: Eukaryota; Fungi; Basidiomycota; Tremellomycetes; Tremellales; Tremellaceae
Exons: 4
Coding region: 1-2889 (962 amino acids)
Source: RefSeq, a predicted model, not a curated record